AUGGAUAAAUUAAUCAAUUUGGAGUUUCUUGACCUCUCGGAAAACAAGUUAACUGGAUCAAUCCCGUCUCAACUUGGUCAAUGCUCCAAAUUGUCUUCAUUAGAUUUGAGCUGGAAUUCAUUGAAUGGGAGCAUUCCAUCUCAAAUUGGUGAUCUAGUCUCCUUACAAAUUCAAUUGGACCUUAGUCAUAACUCAAUUAGUGGACCGAUACCACCUGAGCUUGCAAAGUUGGUGAUGCUGGAAAUCUUGAAUCUAUCCCAUAAUAUGAUCAUAGGCUCAAUACCUUCUUCUCUCGAAGAGAUGGCUAGCUUAGUAUCUCUUGAUUUGUCCUACAAUGAGUUGGAGGGUGUUGUUCCUAACAACAAAGUUUUCAGAAAUGCUUCACCACAAGCAUUUAGAAACAAUAAAGGGUUAUGUGGUGACCUUCAAAAUCUACUUCCCUGCAAUCAAUCUCAUAGAAGCAAGGGAUCGAAGAAAAAGGGCUAUAAGGUUGUCAUAUCCAUCAUUGCUUCUUUGAUAGGAAUUGUAUUCUUAGCACUUGCAAUUAUCGGUGUUUUCUACCUCUUGCGGAAAAAAGCAAAACAAGGAAAUAUAGAAGCAACAACAAGAAAUCAUGGCAAUAUAUUUUCAACAUGGAAUUUCGAUGGCCAUAUUGCUUACGAGGAUAUUAUUCAAAUAACAGAGAAUUUUGAUUCCAAAUAUUGCAUUGGAAUUGGAACUUAUGGGAGUGUUUACAAAGCAGUGCUACCUACUGGCCAUGUUGUAGCUUUGAAGAAGUUCCAUCCGUUGGAGGGUGAGACAAUUAUAGUUAAUGAUGAAAGCUUUGGGAAUGAGAUACGUAUAUUAACAAAAAUAAGGCAUCGAAACAUUGUCAAACUUUAUGGAUUCUGCUCUCAUCCACGAUGCAUAUUUCUUGUUUUUGAGUAUAUGGAAAAGGGAAGCAUAGCACGUAUCUUAAGCAAUCAAGCAGAGGCUAUGAAGUUUGAUUGGCUGAAAAGAGUAAAUGCCAUCAAAAGUGUGGCCAAUGCUUUGUCUUACUUGCAUCAUGAUUGCAUUCCACCAAUAAUUCAUCAGGAUAUUUCAAGCAAAAAUAUAUUACUGGACUUGGAACUUGAGGCUCAUGUAUCCGAUUUUGGCAUUGCAAGAUUAUUAAAGCCAGACUCAUCUAAUCGGACGUCACUUAAAGGAACUCAUGGAUAUAUUGCUCCAGAGCUUGCAUACACCAUGGCUUUAACUAAGAAAUGUGAUGUAUAUAGUUUCGGAGUAGUGGCAUUCAAAAUAAUUAUGGGAAAUCAUCCGGGGGAUCUCAUCUCAUCUUUAACAUCAUUAGUUGGCCAAAAGAUUCAAUUAAGGGACAUGUUAGACCCAUGCCUCACCUUUCCAUCAGACCAAAAGGUUGCAAAGGAUUUGGUUUCUAUUGUGAGAAUAGCACUUGCAAGUUUACGCAGUCAUCCACAAUCCCGCCCAAAUAUGCAUCAAGUAUCAAAAGAGCUACUUGUUCUCCAACCAUCAUUUGUGGAGAAUUUUCAUAGAAUUACUAUAGGUGACCUAAAUGCUAUUGAAAUAGAUCGAAGACUCAUCUGA
This is a messenger RNA of Macadamia integrifolia, 1584 nucleotides long. Its product is annotated as MDIS1-interacting receptor like kinase 2-like. The coding region runs from base 1 to 1584 and encodes 527 amino acids. The transcript has 2 exons. The record is from RefSeq and is a predicted model, not a curated record. Gene Ontology annotation, molecular function: ATP binding; protein binding; protein kinase activity. Gene Ontology annotation, biological process: protein phosphorylation. NCBI's taxonomy places the organism in Eukaryota, Viridiplantae, Streptophyta, Magnoliopsida, Proteales, Proteaceae.